AUGGCAGGUCAACAAAUUAAUGAAACUUGUAAAGCUCAAGCUUGCGCUAUUCAAGAUUGUUUACAAUCAAAUGGUUAUAAUGAAAGUAAAUGUACUAAACAAAUAGAUAAAUUAUAUAAAUGUUGUAAACAGUUUUAUGAAGAAAAUGGUAAAGAUGCGAAAAGUGUAUGUUGUCCAAAAUUCAAUUUAUUACAACUUAAAUUACAACAAAGAGAGUUGGGUCCAAUUGAUGCACAAUUGAUAGAGAGAAAUAGAUGA
Messenger RNA from Insectozyma verbasci, 258 nucleotides. The record is from the annotation of a GenBank genome assembly. Lineage: Eukaryota; Fungi; Ascomycota; Pichiomycetes; Serinales; Debaryomycetaceae.